This is a messenger RNA of Erinaceus europaeus (western European hedgehog), 5968 nucleotides long. It is a transcript of the gene CEP104, whose product is annotated as centrosomal protein 104. Gene Ontology annotation, cellular component: cilium. Lineage: Eukaryota; Metazoa; Chordata; Mammalia; Eulipotyphla; Erinaceidae. The record is from RefSeq and is a predicted model, not a curated record. The transcript is spliced from 22 exons. The coding region runs from base 296 to 3091 and encodes 931 amino acids.
UCGCGCACGCGCGGAGGACCGGGCUCAGUGCCUGGUUGUCAUGAGAGCAGAGGCCGCGGCCACGGAGAUGGGCCCUGGCCCCCGGGGCUGCUCAUCAGCUGCCUCCACCGCUGCAGCUCGGGGGUGCGGGGCAGCCGCGGGUGGCAGAGAAGAAGCAGCUUGAAUACCACCACCCGAGGCGUGGCGCUGCGGGGGCUAGCGGAGGGCCCCCGGGGUCUUGCAAGCGCCAGAGUCCAGGCGGGCCUCGGUCCGAGCAGAAAUCUUUCCUGCUUUUCUGAACAAUCCAGUGAACAGAAUGCCCCACAAGAUUGGAUUUGUCGUUGUCAGCUCAUCUGGACAUGAGGAUGGCUUCAGUGCCCGGGAAUUAAUGAUCCACGCACCAACUGUCAGUGGGUGGAGGUCUCCAAGGUUCUGCCAGUUUCCACAAGAAAUUGUUCUUCAAAUGGUGGAGAGAUGUCGAAUAAGAAAGCUACAGUUACUUGCUCACCAAUAUAUGAUUUCAAGUAAAAUUGAGUUCUACAUUAGUGAAAGCCUGCCUGAGUAUUUUGUACCAUAUCAAGCAGAGCGGUUUCGAAGACUUGGGUAUGUCUCUCUCUCUGACAAUGAAAAGACUGGUUGCAAAGCUCGGGAACUAAAGUCAGUUUAUGUGGAUGCAGUAGGACAGUUUCUUAAGCUGAUUUUUCACCAAAACCAUGCCAAUAAAUACAACAUAUAUAACCAGGUUGCUCUGGUUGCAAUAAAUAUCAUCGGAGACCCUGUCGAUUUUGGUGAUGAAAGCAAUACUACCUCUAGAGAGAAGUUAAUCGAUCACUAUCUGGGACACAACACAGAGGACCCAGCUCUGGAAGGAACAUGUACUGGGAAGUCUGACUAUAUUUCUCCGCUAGAUGAUUUGGCUUUUGACAUGUACCAAGAUCCAGAAGUUGCACAGAUUAUCCGAAAAUUAGAUGAAAGAAAACGUGAAGCUGUCCAAAAAGAGCGCUAUGAUUAUGCCAAGAAACUAAAACAAGCUAUUGCUGACUUGCAGAAGGUUGGUGAGCGUCUUGGGAGGUACGAGGUGGAGAAGCGCUGUGCUGUGGAGAAGGAGGACUAUGACCUGGCCAAAGAGAAAAAACAGCAGAUGGAGCAGUACCGAGCCAAGGUGUACGAGCAGCUGCAGCUGCAUGACCUUGUGGAUGCUGAACUGAUUCGAAGGCCUUUUGACUUGCCCCUGCAGCCUCUUGUCCACUCUGGCAGCCCCCAUCGCCCACAGCCUAUGCUAACACUACCACCACAAGAAGAGAGGGUGACAGAAAAGCGAUUUGCAGACCUUGUCCUUCAGGAAAAGCCUUCAGCACACCCCCAAGAUGUAUUUCCACAUCCUGCCACAGCAGAACGGCCACUGCCUGCCACAGACCCCCACCUCAAGACCAUGCCAGAGUCCUUGCCUUAUGAUGAACGGCCACUUCCUGCCACUCGCAAGCAACCCUCAGCAGCAACUGUGGAGCCAGAAAGGAGUGACACUGAUGUGAGUGAGGCUCCCAGAGGUCCUGCAGGUGAACCCGAGCCCCUAACAGAGAAAAUCUGGAGAGAAGCAGGCUCUUCCAUUGAAGUGCUAGGCGAGACAUUGGUUGCUGGGGCCUAUUCUAGGACCUGGUCAUACCGGGAAGAUGCACUGCUUGCCUUGUAUAAGCAGCUGAUGGAAAUGCCUGUUGGAACCCCAAAGGAAGACUUAAAGAGCGCUCUGAGAGCAUCCAUCUUUCUUAUCAGGAGAGCCAUCAGAGACAUAGUUACCCCGGUCUUCCAGGCUUCUUUGAAAUUGUUGAAAAUGAUCAUUACUCAGUAUAUUCCUAAACAUAAACUGAGUAAAGCUGAAACAACUCACUGUGUGGAAAGAACUGUCCCUGUCUUGCUUACCAGAACUGGAGAUUCUUCUGGUCGUCUCCGUAUUAUGGCUUCAAAUUUUAUUCAGGAAAUGGCUUUGUUUAAGGAAGUUAAGUCUCUCCAACUUAUUCCAUCUUACUUGGUACAGCCAUUAAAAGCAAACUCCUCAACUCAUCUAGCCAUGAGCCAGAUGGAACUCCUGGCCCGGCUGUUGAAAGAUCUGGGCACUGGAAAUGCAGGUUUCACCAUAGAUUCUGUGAUGAAGUUUUCAGUGAGUGCUCUGGAGCAUCGAGUCUAUGAGGUCCGGGAGACAGCAGUUAGAAUUAUUUUGGACAUGUACAAACAACACCGGGAUUUUGUGCUAGACUACCUCCCUCCAGAGGACAAUACCACACGCAAGAAUGUGCUUUAUAAAACAAUUUUUGAGGGAUUUGCUAAAAUAGAUGGCAGACCUACAGAUGCUGAAAUUAAGGCACAGAAAAAAGCAGCUACAGAAGAAGCAGAAAAACGAAAGAAAGAAGAAAUUAAAGCUUUACAAGGGCAGUUGGCAGCACUUAAAGAAACCCAAGCCGAAGUUCAGGAAAAAGAAAGUGAUACUCUGAAAAAAGAAAGUGAUACUCUGAAGACAAAGAACCAAGACUCUCAAGGAAGGAAAGCAGCCCUACCUAGCACUCCAGAAAUUCCAGAUGAUCACUAUUUAGAUAAUCUGUGUAUUUUUUGUGGGGAAAGGAGCGAGUCCUUCACAGAAGAAGGCUUGGAUCUCCACUACUGGAAGCACUGUCUCAUGUUGACAAGAUGUGAGCACUGCAAACAGGUGGUCGAGAUAUCCAGUUUGACAGAGCACUUGUUGACAGAAUGUGACAAAAAAGAUGGUUUUGGAAAGUGUUAUCGCUGUAGUGAAGCUGUUUUGAAAGAAGACCUUCCCAGACACAUAAAAACAAAAGAAUGUAACCCUGCCAAACCAGAGAAGCUGGCAAACCGGUGUCCUUUGUGCCAUGAAAAUUUCACACCCGGAGAAGAGGCAUGGAAAGCUCACCUGAUGGGCCCUGCUGGCUGCACAAUGAAUCUUCGCAGGACACAUGUGCUGCACAAGGCACCAAGCCUACUGCCUGCUAAAGGCCCAGUAGUGACCAAAUCGGGGACCUCAGGAUCAAAAGUUGGAAGCAAGAUUCCAACCCCAAAGGGAGCCCUGAAUAAAAACUCUAGCCGGACAUACAUGAAGCGAUGACAUGACACGUCUUUGUCUCUCUAAGGAACCAAACAAACUUUCUGAUUCUGAGUUGCUUCUCCUAAAAUCCAUUUGCACCUGCCAAGCCAGGCUCUGCCUCUCUGCCCCUGGAUUCUCGCUUUGCCAGAGCCAAGCAUGGAAAUGACCAAAGAACUUUCUUCUAAAGUUAGGAGUGACCUUACUGAAGGUCAGGCAUUAGGGUUUUCUGACUUUGGCAGUUCACGGCAUGAAGGAAAGAGAAUUCAUUGUGUCUGAAGAGAAUCAAGUCCUUCCCAGGAGAUUCACUCCCACUGCAAGCAGCUUCCAUGCCUCUCCCAUUAAGGGAAGAGUGCAAAAAAAGAGCAUCCUGUUUCCUCAGUCACUUGAAUGAUCUCUAUGGAAACUUCAUUAUAGACUUAGUCUCUCCCGUGGUACAAUUUUGAUCCUGGUGGUGGUGCAAGAGACAGGAGUAGUGGUACAAUUCUGAUCCAGGCAGUGGUACAAGGAAAACUAGAGUACGAUGGUAUGCGGUAUGCCCUUUGCCUUCUCCAUAGGAAUCUUCCACGCAGUCCAACCCAGCACACAUGGCAAAGAGCCAGUGCACUCUAAUGAGAGGUACAGUAAGUGACCACUAAGAGUCCCCUCAGUGUGCACCUCCCCUGAUGCUUCAUCCCAGCUCUGUCUGUGGAGUGUCCUCCCACCCACUCUGCUGUCCCAGAUGAAACUAAGCUUGCCACUGUGACUCUGCUUUUCCUCAGGGCACUUUUGAUCUUUUACAUGUGUAAAGUCCUCCAAAAUAAAUUCUGAAAUGACCUUCCAACUCAGUAUGCUGUGCUCACCUCACAUGGUGUAUGCACUCGCCUCAAGUGUCAGAACAGUUCAUGCUUAAAACCUUGCAAGCAAAUGUUUGUUCUUGACUCUACUUUGUUCAGUAUUCACUAGAGCCUUCCAUAUGGCCCAGCAGAUCACAUCUGGUUUAGGCCCUUCCCUCAAAAAUCCAUACUGUAAUUGAAACUAUAAGCUCACUUUUCUCAGACACUUUGUAUGACACUUAAAAUACCAAAAUAUCACUUGAAAAUGAAACAAACCUCCAGUACCCUCCCCAGCUCCUACCCAGCGUUUCUAUCUCAUGGAAGUUCAACUUGUUUCACAUUCAGGUGUGGUAGGGAAAUCCAGAAACAAGGUCACCAUCAGAAAAGGAAGUCUGUACUUCCUGUGUACUGAGUCUUCCAGAGACCCAGGAGCAUUGGUCAGAGUUAUACUUUGUUCCUAAGAGUUAGGCAGGCUUUUAGAAUGCCAGCUAGAUGUAUGUGGAAUUAAUGAAGUUUGUACUACAUUAUGUAUAAACAUUUUAAAUCCCCAAUCUACUGAAACAGCAAUGUAUGUGAACUAAUAACUGUGGGCAGUGUUCUCCCUGCAUACGUGAGUAACCAUAAAUUUCACUAAUUAGUAUCAUUUUGGGUAAACUAGUGCCAUCUUACAAAGUUGACUCAAGAUAUUUAACAAGAGUAAGAUUUGACAAGAGAAUAACCCUUUGAGAAAUACUGUUACAAGUGUGCAAGUAUGGAGGGAGAAAAAAAACAUAAAAUUUCACUAGACAAAGCAGUGAUGCCAAGGUGAUUAUAAUAUAUGAUUCCAGUUAAAAAAAGAUGCAUGCUUUUUUUAGAGAUCUAUUUAUGAGAGAGAGAACCAGCGCAUCACUCUGGCACAUGCAAUGCUGGAGGUUGUACUCAGGACCUCAUGCUUGAGUGUCCCAAGGUUUUAUUUUCUCUUUUAAGAUUUUAUUUACUAACACAAGACAAAGAACCAGAACAUCACUCUCACACAUGUAGUGUUGGAGAUUCAACUUAAGACUUCAUGCUUCCAAGCUAAUGCUAUAGCCACUACGCCACCUUCCAGGCUGCAAUACAUGAUUUUCUAUUCUAAUCCAUUUCUGAGGUACAGGGGGAAAAAUACUUCUAUAAAUAGAACAAUAAUGAGAAAAGUUAACCAUGAAAUUAUUCUUUUCUCUCCAGUCAAAACUACUCAAAAAGAAUCAAACAUACACAAGAAAUAUGUAAUGUCUAUAUAUUGUAACUUUAAAAAGAUACUUGUAAAAAUAUUUAAGUGAUUGACAAACAUAGUUGGGUAUUUUUAAAGCCACUUAGUCUUGCUGGUUAUGGGAGAAUCAUGUGUUAGUGUUGAAAUUAUUCCUGGCAGUGAUUAGUAUCUGUUAAAGGCUAUACAGUUAUACACUCUUAAGUAAACAAAAAUAAAGGAUAGGAAAUUUUUAAUUAGUUGUAAAACCCCUCAACCAUUUAUAAAUAAAUUUGAAACCAUAAUAAUUGAAUUUUCACAAAUACGUUACAGAUUUUUAAUGAAUAUUAACACAAGAAAGAGGAGAAGAAAAGAGAACAAUCAGCAUUGCUCUGGCAUGCCAGGGAUCAGGAUCUUGUGCUUUUUUGUUUGUCUUGUUUUACCAGAGCACCGCUCAGCUCUGACUUACUUUGGUGCUGGGGACUGAUAUUUAAGCUCAGAGUCUCAGGCAUGAAAUUUCUCUCUGUGUAACCAUUCUGCUAUCUCCCCAGCCCACCUUGGGCUUUUAAGUCCCAACACUUCAGCCACUGUGUCACCUCCUGGGCCACAUGUUGUGGAUAUUUAACAAUAUUUAUUUCUAUUACUUUCAUACUUCAAAAUAUUCUAUUAUAAUUUGAAGAAUUGUACCUGUACAUUUGGUAUUGGAGUACAAAUGUAAAUACUUUUAUGGAAUAUUUGAAGUUUUUUUUAAUGUUUUAACAGUUUUCUAUUUGUCUUUAUUUCAGGUGCAAGGAUUAUAAAAUAAGUAAUAUAUUUUUGUUGUUUUAGGGUUUAGGGGAUAAUUCACCCUGAGUAUACUAAUGUAAUAAAAAUAUCACUAAA